Molecule: messenger RNA, 1875 nt
Organism: Sparassis crispa
Lineage: Eukaryota; Fungi; Basidiomycota; Agaricomycetes; Polyporales; Sparassidaceae
Product: Probable Na(+)/H(+) antiporter
Exons: 13
Coding region: 1-1875 (624 amino acids)
Biological process (GO): regulation of membrane potential; proton export across plasma membrane; sodium ion export across plasma membrane
Cellular component (GO): plasma membrane
Molecular function (GO): sodium:proton antiporter activity
Source: RefSeq, a predicted model, not a curated record
AUGGUGUUACACUUGUUGCAAGUCUCCGAUCCGGGCUGGGCAUACAUCGUGCUCGGUGGUUUCACCGUCGUGUUCAGUCUGGUAUCAUUGCUUGUCAAAGAGAAGCUGUACAUCAAUGAAGUCGUCCUCGGUACGGCCUUUGGCGUGAUCAUCGGUCCAUACGCCUUAGGCAUCUUCGACCCGCGAUCAUGGGGAGCGCAUACAAAUACCAUAACUCUAGAAGUGAUGCGUGUUGUCCUCGCCAUGGGACUAUUCGCAAUUGGGGUCGAGCUGCCGAAGUCGUACAUGGCGGACCAUGCGAAGGGUUUGCUCAUAAUGGUUGUGCCUACUAUGGCAUUUGGCUGGGUCACUGUCGCUGCCAUCAUUAUUGCCUUAUUCCCUCGAUUCAACUACAUAUCCGCGCUCGUCAUUUCUGCCUGUCUGACUCCUACCGAUCCCAUCAUUUGCGCUGCCAUCGUUGGUGGCAAAUUCGCUUUGAAACACGUCCCCUCUAAUUUGCGCCGCAUUCUCUCGGCCGAGUCUGCUGCUAAUGACGGUCUUGCUUAUCCAUUCCUGAGCAUCUCAAUCUAUCUCACGGUCGAAUCCUCCGUUCGUGUCGCCGUAGGAAAGUGGUUCCUAGUGGGCUGGUUGUACCAAGUCAUACUAGGUGUGGUCCUUGGUGCCCUGUUCUGUUACCUGAUGAAGCUGUCAUCCCGCAAGGGUUUCAUUGAUCGCGAAUCAUAUGUUGCCCAGUAUCUAGCCUUAACGCUCCUUACCAUCGGGAUUGCCAGCACCAUCGGCAGCACUGCCAUUAGUUGGGAUGGUCACUUCAACGAAGCAACAGAAAACGAGUCAUUCGCAUCCGUGAUCGACCUGAUCCUCAACUGCGCCUGCUUUGUGUAUAUCGGAGCGUGGUUGCCCUUCAAAUCAUUCAACUCCCCCGAGCUCGGCAUCACUCCGUGGCGCCUCGUGGUCUUGUUGAUCGUGGUUUUGCUCAUUCGUCGUAUCCCUCCCCUUCUUCUCCUGUUCAAGUGGAUCCCCGAGAUUAAUACUUGGCGUGAAGCUCUGUUUUCCGGCCAUUUCGGACCUAUGGGUGUCGGAGCGGUGUUCAUUUCUACUUUGGCUGUAUUAAGAUUACCUGAACCAGAGUCACCACCCCAAGGGCAGGCGCAACUGCUCGCUGCAACUCUACAGACGAUUGUCUCGUUCAUAGUGCUGGGUUCUAUCAUCAUUCAUGGUCUAUCUAUUCCGUUCUUCUCGUUCGGGAAGAGCGUACACUCCCGUACGGUCUCCAUUUCCCGCACAUGGACGUCUCGCGGAACCACUGCCCCUGACUGGCUACUCUGGGCACGUCGCACCCCAGUACCUGAUCAGUCUAGCACAGACGCGCCUUCUCACGGCGAUCUUGAGCAGGGGACAGAGAGCGCUACUAGGUCGAUCGACGGGAAGGCUCAUUCUACCGUUAUCCACCACGAGACCGCCAGCUUGAAUACGACAGUGGUGGAAGAUCCCUCAGCGACUGAGGCGGGCGAAGGUAUGUCCAAACAAUUCCAGGAGGACGCUGCCGCUUCGGCCAGCACUAGCAAGGUGGAACGGAAGGACUCCCUCGAUGUCGGCGAUGCUGCAGGGACAGGGCUCGUCGAAGCUGUCGAGCCUGAUCUACGGCAGAAGGCGGUCCGCUUCCCCUCUGAUGACGAGGAAGGACAGAAUCCCAGCGCUAUGGACGAAGCUGCUUACGACGACGACGAUGAGCCUCAGCCCUCCGAGAUGAGCUCGCCUGCCAGUAUCAGGACCGUCCGCCCUCAGGCUGAAAGUGACAGCUCCACACCUCAAGAACGGGAAGUGGCCUCUGGCAUGAGGUCUCCGAAAUCGGUUCACUUCCCAUCCGCUCAAUAA